AUGCGGGUGACGGUGAGCCUGGAGAGAAACCCUGCGAGCGGAGGUGCAGCUGUACUGUCGGGCGUGUGCAUGAGGGGGACCGUCGCCAGGGUGAACGGCGAUGCCACCUGCGUGCUUCUCAGGGACGACGGCGAGGUGGAGCUAUCUGUGACGCCUGAGCGCAUUGUGGCGCUGGGGCGGCGGAGGAAGCUGCUCUACCAUGCGAGGCUGCUGGAGGUAGUCAGCUGGCUGCGACCCUGCAUGCACGACCCGCGCGACGCUGAGGCCGUUGCCCUCAUCCUCUUUUGCCAUGGCUGGCGGGUGGAGCUGAUGCACCUCCUGCAGACGGUGGAUGUCUCGUCGUUUGUGUUUGUGUCGAGUACUGAGCAAGGUAGUAUCUGCGAGAAGGCGCAGUGGGAGCGCGAACACCGCGGCGUGCUGCGCUGCGCGGCACGCGAGCGGCUGAAGGACAGGGACUUCCGCUAUGCCCUAGCCAAGUACAAGGGCGCUAUCAGCUGCAUGGCUGGUGUGUUGGUGGUGACCUACGUCUUCACGACAAACUUGCGCGCCUACCGGCGGGAGCAGCGGGACCAUCAGCUGCAGACAGCAAUCGAGACGCUCUCCAAGUCGGCGCAGUCGUCGGGGGGCGGAAACUUCGUUGUGGGGCGCAAGGACGGGGAGGCGGUCGUGCGCAGGGUGCUAACAAAAAUCUUCCCGGCCCCUCCCCCAUUAUCCUUUUUACAGCACACCCUGCAACCACCCAAUUUUCUUUGGGCCACCCCCCUCCUAAAGAGGGAUGUCCCCUUUUUCAUCAACUCCCCCCCCAAAAAAACCCUCCCCCCUUUUUAA
Leishmania braziliensis MHOM/BR/75/M2904 is the source of this 828-nucleotide messenger RNA. Its product is annotated as tuzin-like protein. Lineage: Eukaryota; Euglenozoa; Kinetoplastea; Trypanosomatida; Trypanosomatidae. The coding region runs from base 1 to 828 and encodes 275 amino acids. The transcript has a single exon. The record is from RefSeq and is a predicted model, not a curated record.